Molecule: messenger RNA, 1561 nt
Organism: Megachile rotundata (alfalfa leafcutting bee)
Lineage: Eukaryota; Metazoa; Arthropoda; Insecta; Hymenoptera; Megachilidae
Gene: ClpP
Product: Caseinolytic protease proteolytic subunit
Biological process (GO): protein quality control for misfolded or incompletely synthesized proteins
Cellular component (GO): endopeptidase Clp complex
Molecular function (GO): ATPase binding; serine-type endopeptidase activity; ATP-dependent peptidase activity
Source: RefSeq, a predicted model, not a curated record
UAACCAUUUGAUCAAAAAUUGUUUGUAACUGAAAGAUUAAUUCGAUAAAGUGUAAAAUUUAACAUAAAAAAUGAAAUACACUAACCACUUUAUGAUAAAAGAACGUAUAAGUUAAAAGAAAUAAAAUAUAACCUACAAAAAUCGAGAACAAUAAAACGAAAAAUAAAUUGUUUCAGAUAAUUUAUUUUAACCCUAACAUAGUUAUCUGUGCUAUAUUUUUAAUCAAUUUGGAGUGAUAGCAUGUAAUUAAUAGCGAUAAUUCCUACUCCUUAGGUUAUGUUUUAUUUCCUAUCAGACUUAAUGAGAAAUCAAAAUGUUUAAUAGUUCGUUACAUGAAAUGUUAUUUGCAGUCACGUUUAAUGCAUAAAUGCAUACGUAACCACGUAUUCGAUUAAGAUAUAUGAAAUUAUUAAAAUGUUAUUACGAAGAAUAAACAAUUUUCUACAAAUUUCUGUACCUUGUCAGAAGAUAAGUAAUAGGUACUUAAAUUUUGUACCUGUUGUAGUAGAACAAAGUGGAAGAGGUGAACGUGCAUAUGAUAUUUAUUCCCGUCUUUUAAAGGAAAGGAUUAUUUGUCUAAUGGGCCCGAUCACAGAUAACGUGUCUUCUGUAGUGAUUGCUCAACUACUAUUUCUUCAGUCAGAAAGUAGUAAAAAUCCAAUUCAUAUGUACAUUAAUUCUCCUGGUGGGAGUGUGACAGCUGGACUUGGUAUAUAUGAUACCAUGCAAUAUGUUCUUCCUCCAGUUGCAACAUGGUGUGUAGGCCAAGCAUGUUCAAUGGCUAGUUUACUAUUAGCUGCAGGAACAAAAGGCAUGCGUCAUUCGUUACCUAAUGCAAGGAUUAUGACGCAUCAACCUUCAGGAGGAGUGUCAGGACAAGCUACUGAUAUCCAGAUACAAGCAUUAGAGAUAUUAAAACUUAAAAAACAAAUCAACCAAUUAUAUGUCAAACAUACAGGCAUGGAAUUAGAAAAAAUAGAACAAUGUAUGGAAAGAGAUAAUUUUAUGAGUCCAGCCAAAGCAAAGGAAUUUGGAAUUAUAGACAAAGUAUUAACUCAUCCAAUGCAAGAAGAAGAAGAAACAGCAACAAAAAGUACGAAUGUAGCAGAGACUACCCUUGAACUUACGUCACAACCAUGAUAUUAGAAUUGGGAAAUAAGUGUUCAAAAUUGUAAAAUUUUAUUAAAACAUGUAUUUAUCAAUAUUUAAAAAUAGUAAUAAAACAUUUUUAAAACAAUUACAAUUUAUAUCAUGUAUAUAACUGUAUUUGAAUACACUAAAUGUGCCCAUAUUUUGUAAACUUUACGUAAAUAUAAAACAUGAAAUGAUGAUUUCAUAAAUGACAAACAUGAAUGUGAUAUGUUAAUAACAAAUUAUUCAGAUCUCUUCACAUUUCUUAAACAAGCACAAUAUAUCACCAAGCACUCUUGCUAUACGAUAAAAAUAUAUAAUGCUAUACUCAUAGGCGGCUGGGCGAAGUAAUGGAAGACGCGAUUCUGUAUCAAAACAUACCUAUAUAUGUACAAAUUAUGAAUAAUUUUGAUUGAAAAUUGAAUACCUU